Selaginella moellendorffii is the source of this 1744-nucleotide messenger RNA. Its product is annotated as loricrin-like. The transcript has 2 exons. Lineage: Eukaryota; Viridiplantae; Streptophyta; Lycopodiopsida; Selaginellales; Selaginellaceae. The record is from RefSeq and is a predicted model, not a curated record. Bases 26 to 1579 code for a protein of 517 amino acids.
GGGCAGGGAGGACAGCGAGCGAGCGAUGGCGGCGAGGCGGCUGAUCGUCUUGGGCGCUGGGAAGCUCUGUCGCGGUAGCGCGGCGGCUUCCAAGAUCGCCAAUCCAUCGGCAUUGGUGCUCGUUCAUCACAAUUCCACUUUCAACAGCGAUGGAGGUAAUGGUUCUGUGCCUGGCGGAGGCGGCGGUGGCUAUGGGGUUGGGGGCGGCUAUGGCGUGAGCCCUCCCCCACAGGGCAGCGGUGGAGGUAACGGUGGCUACAGUGCUGGAGGAUAUGGCGUUGGCGGCGGUGGUGGCUCGACUCCUGGUGGAGGAAGCGCGGCGCCACCAUACGGUGGCGGAGGCUCUCCUCCUUCUGGUGGAGGUGGCGGUGGCUACGGCGUUGGCGGAGGCUCUAGCGCGGCUCCACCAUAUGGUGGCGGAGGAUCUCCUCCUUCUGGUGGAGGUGGCGGUGGAUACGGCGUUGGCGGUGGCUCUAGCUCAGCUCCUCCAUACGGUGGCGGAGGUUCUAGCUCGGCUCCUCCAUACAGUGGCGGCGGAUCUUCUUCUAGUGGCUACGGCAUGGGAGGAGGAUCAAGCUCGAUUCCUCCAUACGGUAACGGGGGCUCUAGCUCGACUCCUUACGGAGGUCCUUAUGGCGGUGGAGCCGGCAACGUUCCUCGAUCAAGCAACUCCACCACCUCGGUUCCUUUUCCAAGCAACAGUAGCGGAUCAAUUCCUCCCUAUGGUGGAUCAGGCAACUCCACCCCUCCCUAUGGUUCUUCUCCGAGCAACAACAGCGGAUCCAUGCCUCCAUACGGUGGAUCAAGCAACUCCACCACCUCGGUUCCUCCGUAUGGAUCUCCUCCGAGCAACAACAGCGGAUCCAUGCCUCCAUACGGUGGAUCAAGCAACUCCACCACCUCGGUUCCUCCGUAUGGAUCUCCUCCGAGCAACAACAGUGGAUCCUUUGGUGGAUCUUCCAGCAACUUUAACAACAGUAGCAGCUCAAUCCCUCCCUUCGGUUCUUCCAACAGCAUGAACAACAACAACAGUAGCAGCUCCAUCCCUCCCAAUGGUUCUUCCAGCAACAUCAACAACAACAAUAGCAGCUCCAUCCCUCCCUUUGGUUCUUCCAGCAACACCAACAACAGCAGCAGCAAUAGCAGCGGCAUUCCUCCGUAUGGUUCUCCCAACAACAGUGGAGGCAAUCCUUAUACUGGCGGGGCCGUGAACACAAACAUGCCACCGUAUGGGAAUCAAGCCGGUGCAAGCAACAACUCGUCGAGCCCUCCAUUCGGCGGUAGCGGUGGUAACUUCAACACGAAUCCCCGAGCCGGAAAGACUUGGCCGAAUCCAAACGCUUCGUCGUCUCCUCCGCCACCAUCUUACUCUGGAGGAGGACGCAGGGGAAAUCCACAUCCGACUGUUCCGAAUCCUUGGUACCGCGACGCGAAUGGAAACUAUCCCAACAUGGAUCCAAACAAUCCUCCCAAGCCGCUGCCUGGAGCGACCAAGUACGCGGGUGGAACUUAUGGCGAGGGACGGCCACGCACCAUCAUCGACGACAUGAGGAAGAAAUACUUCGGCGAGGAUUGGUGAAGCGAGCCAUCCGAGGAUGAGAAUCGUCGAGGUAAAAGCUAGUUCUCUACAUAGAUCAUCGUGUUUAGAGCUUCUCUUUCGAGAUACUUCGUUACUUGUUUCUGCUCAGGUAGUCGAGUGAUUUAGAAAGAAGACAAAAAGCAAUCGAAUUGUAACUUCUCUCUC